GAGGUGCGCUCUGAUUGGUCAGCGGCGUCAUUUCAAACUCCUCCCCCCUCCUGCGUCCUCCUCACAACUCUUUCGCUGGACCCAGUGGGCGGUUGGCAUUUUUCCUGCCACUUUUCGGGCAAGUUACCAAAGCCAAAAAGGCUCGAGGACGGGCAAAAAUGACUCAGCUGAAGGAGCGCUUCGUGACGCUGCUCCACGAGAAGAACUUUGUGACGGACCAGUUGGCGGUGCUGGAGCAAAAAACGGGAGUGAAACGAGAAUACAUCACUUUGGGUGUUCUUGGUUUCGUCGCCCUCUACCUUCUGUUUGGAUAUGGAGCCUCGCUUCUCUGCAACCUGAUCGGAUUCAUCUAUCCUGCCUAUUUCUCCAUCAAGGCCAUAGAGAGCAACAUCAAGGAGGACGACACCCAGUGGCUGACCUACUGGGUUGUUUAUGGGCUGUUCAGCAUUGUUGAGUCCUUCUCUGACAUCUUCCUCUCCUGGUUCCCCUUUUACUAUGCUAGCAAGUGUCUGUUCCUGAUUUGGUGCAUGGCGCCGGUGACGUGGAACGGCUCUGACAUUUUGUACAAGCGGGUGAUACGGCCCUUUUUCCUGAAACACCAGGCCACCAUGGACACCGUCGUCAGUGAUCUGACUGCCAAGGCCAAGAACAUCACGGAGACUGUGACAAAGGAGGCUGUUCACCAAGUUCUGAGCCAUGAGAAGGAUCAGUGAGAGGCGCAAAAAAGGCUUUGUGUGUGUGUGUGUGUGUGUGUGUGUGUGUGUGUGUGAGAUGGAGAGUAUGAAAUAUGAUUGUGUGAGCGAGUGACUGUGUGUGCGUGUCUGUUGUGUCGCCUUUUUCGGCCUCUUCUGAAGAUGGGUGACUGAUCGACCUUCGCUUCAUGACUUCAUGGAGGCUGUGGCUUCUCUCUUCUGAAAAAUAAAAAGAUUACGCAUCAUUAUUUUACUGCCAUCGGUACGUUGAAGACAGUCAAAUGAAACUGUGACUUUGUUUUGUGAUCUAGCUCUGUUGUGUUGUAAGGACAGCUGGGAGGAAAAAGUUGUUUAAAAAGAAAUCUGUUGUUUACUUGCAGGUAGCUGUCAUAUAAUCAGUUUUGUGCCAGAAGACUAACAACUUGCACUACAUUUGAACUUAGACUAUGAAUAAUAUAAAUCUGAACCUUUUAUAGCCCUGAUUAAUUAGUAAAUUCAGAGGUAAAUCAGCGACAUCUCAGGAACUUUUAAGGAUCUUCCCUGCUUGUUAAUUUAAAAGCUCAUUGCCCCAGAAUAUAUUUAAAAACUGCCUUCUGUUGCGUUGACAAUCAUGUCCUCCGUCUCCUUGCUCUCUUACGUGUGCCAGACUGAACUUGGUUUGAGAUACUGGGAACAUUACCAAUCUUUGACAUCAACUGGGAAAACUUCUGUCUUUUUAAAUAGUCUUAAUUUAUUUUCUCACGGUUUAAAUAAAAAUAAAACUAGAACACCAAUGAGCUAAAA
Molecule: messenger RNA, 1475 nt
Organism: Fundulus heteroclitus (mummichog)
Lineage: Eukaryota; Metazoa; Chordata; Actinopteri; Cyprinodontiformes; Fundulidae
Product: HVA22/TB2/DP1 family protein
Exons: 6
Coding region: 159-713 (184 amino acids)
Source: RefSeq, a predicted model, not a curated record